This is a messenger RNA of Gekko japonicus, 375 nucleotides long. Its product is annotated as neuromedin-B-like. The transcript has 3 exons. The record is from RefSeq and is a predicted model, not a curated record. Gene Ontology annotation, cellular component: neuron projection. Gene Ontology annotation, molecular function: neuromedin B receptor binding; neuropeptide hormone activity. The coding region runs from base 1 to 375 and encodes 124 amino acids. Lineage: Eukaryota; Metazoa; Chordata; Lepidosauria; Squamata; Gekkonidae. Gene Ontology annotation, biological process: positive regulation of hormone secretion; neuropeptide signaling pathway.
AUGGCGGCCGCCGGACGCGCCGCUGUCCGGCUCCGGCUGUGGGGCUUGGCGUACCUGCUCCUCUUCUCCUCCUCGCUCUCCUCCUCGCCCGCGCUGGGCGACAAGCGGAACGGACCCUUCCGGAUGCGGGAGAACCUCUGGGCCACAGGGCAUUUUAUGGGAAAGAAAAGCAUGCCAGGCUCUUCUCGCUUACCGUCUGCAUCCUUGGAAAGAUCCGAGCCAAACAACACCCCCAAGGCGUUCCAUCCAGUGCUCACGGAUGUCUUGGAGAACAUGAAGGACCUGCUGACGAGGGAGCUCCUUAAAAUCCUCCUGCAAGAGAGGAUACUGGAGGAGAACCGAGGGAAACGUGAUCUCAAGGACCAGCACUCUUAA